Rhizopus microsporus ATCC 52813 is the source of this 1983-nucleotide messenger RNA. RefSeq names its product acid protease. Gene Ontology annotation, molecular function: aspartic-type endopeptidase activity. The record is from RefSeq and is a predicted model, not a curated record. Bases 90 to 1610 code for a protein of 506 amino acids. Gene Ontology annotation, biological process: proteolysis. Lineage: Eukaryota; Fungi; Mucoromycota; Mucoromycetes; Mucorales; Rhizopodaceae. The transcript has 2 exons.
AAGCAAGUUCCGACAAUCAACCUAUAAAUACCCCCUCCCCUUUUUUUUAUAUUUCUCUAUCCAUCAUUGUUGUGUGUAAAUAAUUUUUAAUGCAUAUAAGCUGUGCAGCAGUCAUCACCUUAUUUUCGUUCUAUGCAGCUACUGUUUCAUCUUCGCCUACAGAAAAGCGCAUUCUAAGAGUGCCUAUCCAACGUCGCUCUCAAUCUGACCCCAUCAUUUCUUCUCAACUAAAAAAAUAUGGAAAGCGCGAUAGUUACAUGUCCACUCUAUUCAAUGAUUUGGGCUCUCAGUAUUUGAUCAACGUCAGCAUUGGUACUCCAGGGCAAAAUUUUACUGUUACCUUGGAUACUGGAAGUGCUGACCUGUGGGUUCCUGGAAAUACUUGUCCAGCAGUUGACUGUCCCAACAAUUUGUUUGAUCCAUCAGCUUCUAGUACUUAUAAAUCGUUAAAUCAGCCGUUUACAUUAACGUAUGGUAUUGGCAACGUUAAUGGAACCUAUGCAACAGACACAAUUACAGUUGCCGGCGCAACCAUACAGAAUCAACAGUUUGGUUUAGCAUCUGAUACCAAGCAGAUUUUGACGAAUCCCAGCACGAUCACUGUUUCUUCAAAAAAUGCUCUUUCAAAACGAGAUGAUACCCCAAAGGCCAACGGCAUCCUCGGCCUUGGUUACCCUCGCCUGACAGCAGCCUCAAGCAAAGGUCAAGGCCCAUAUAACCCAUUUGUAUUCAACCUCGCUGCUCAAAAUGUCAUCAGUGACCCUAUUUUUUCCAUCUAUCUCAAUAAUGCCAACACAGACGGUUGGGUAGGCGAAGUUAUUUUUGGCGGCACUGAUCAAACAAAAUUUAAAGGCAACCUGACGUAUCUUCCUGUGGUUCCUUUAAGCUCGGUAGCCAAAGCAAGCAAAAAACGUGCUACGCUCAAUACGGGUGGUAACUAUUAUUGGAUGGUGAACGCACAUGGUGUUGCUGUCACUUACACUAACAGCACGAGCAGCAGUGAUACCGGCAUAGUCAAUACAACAGCCACAACCAACAGUAGUAAUGCAGCCGUCAGCCUCAGCUUUAAUGCCACCAGUGCCUUCAUUCUUGAUACAGGCACUACAUUAACCUAUUUACCGUCACCUAUGGCUGAGCAAGUCAUCACUGCUAUGGCAGGUGCAGAUGGUUUCACAACCGAUGCCAGUUCUGGAACCUAUCUUGUUAACUGUGAAGCCGCGACGUCCAAUACCCAAUUAGAAUUGAUCAUGUCUGACGGUAAAAAGAACUCUGUCAGCUUAUCCGUCCCUGCUUCUCAGCUUGUCAUUCCGUUGGAUGGUGAAACAGCCGCAACUUCCAAGUCUUGUCUUUUUGGUAUUGCUCCAACAGGUAGCACUGUAGGCAACAAUAUGUAUCUCGUUGGUGAUUCCAUACUCCGAAGUGCGUAUUUAGUCUUUGAUAUGGGUAAUAACCAAGUUGGUAUCGCGGCUGCCAUGGGAGUUGCUGGAAAUGUCCAAGGCUCUUCCUUUUCUUUCUCAGCUCCAACCAGUAACGAUGGACAAUCUAGAUACCAACAAUCUACGAUGAUGUUUGCUUUAGUCAGCUGUUUGUUACUUGUAUUCAUGUCAUAGAACGAUUUGAUUGUAAAUAAAACACAUGUAUUGUCCCUUCAUUAAUUGACUUCUUUACUAUAUUUGGUUUCAGUAGCGGAGCUAUUGAGAACAGAUCUACCCCCUGGUGCCAUCUUUUUCAGAAUUUAAAUAGAUCAUUUUAAUAAAAACCCGUGCUUUUGUGCCUAAAAAAUGACAGAGAGAUAACAGUGGCCGAGGAUUGUACCGGGUUGUAACAAGUCUUUUUUUUUAAACUUUGUCAAUGUAAAAAUAAACAUUAGCGAUAUAGACAUCACAAGCAUUUUAAAGCAAAGAAGCACAGACAAAUAAAUAAAUGGCUUUAUUAAAAUUCAAAGAUCAUAUAGUUCAUUUUAAAACUUCUAUUUAUGAAAAG